AUGAUGUUUACAGAUGAUAGUGCUGUAAUUGCCCACAGUUCUGAUGACAUUCAGAGUCUGGUGGACAGCUUCACCAGACCUGCCUCCCAAUUUGGCCUAAGUUCAACAUUAGGAAAACUGAGUGCUUAUACCACCACCGCGGUCAAACGUCUAAAUCGUUAUUUUUGUUUUUUAUUGCUGGGAUUUCAUUUACCAGUUAGAGAAAAAUGGGCAAAGAUGUAUAAAUCAGUUAGUCAACACAUUUUUCUCAAAAUUGUGAGCUUUUUUCGCUGAAAACGCCUCGCGCUAAAAGAGAAUCAUGUUUGAAAAUGGCGCCGAGAAUAACGUCAGCAUCGGUUUUCACUCACUCAGAACUUUUUUAGUAAACUUUUAAAAAGUUUAGUAAACUAACAGGACGUUGGUAAUACCCUAAACUUUCGAUAGUGAAAGUAGCAACCUUAACUUUGAAGUAUUUCGCUUAACUUUUGCAAAUUUCACUCGUUUGACGGCUGUGAAGCUUAUACCAACCGCUGCAAAACCCAGAUCCAGUUUCUGAGCUAACAACUAUAACAAUCAAUCAAGAGGCCCUGAUGCAGUGUUACGACUUCAAAUACCUAGGAAGCACUAUUUCCAACAAUGCUAGCCAAGACAUUGAACUCAGAUACAGGAUGGCAAUUGCAAGUGCUGCUUUUGGAAAACCACAGGACAGGUUUGGAAAAACCGGCAUGUGUCUAUUGAAGUCAAGUGCAAUGUCUAUCAAGAUGUUGUCCUUUCUUCCCUCCUCUGUGGUGCUGAAACAUGCAUGGACUAUACAUCAGCGUAAGUGA
Porites lobata is the source of this 806-nucleotide messenger RNA. The record is from the annotation of a GenBank genome assembly. Lineage: Eukaryota; Metazoa; Cnidaria; Anthozoa; Scleractinia; Poritidae.